UGUGUCUUUGCAGAUUUUGGCUGUGGAAAGGGGAAAGGUGCUGAGCGAGGCCUGCCCGGGGCCCACGGGACACGCUUUGGAGAUGACAAACUUGAAGAGCUUGAGGAGGUGAAUCCCUUCUCCUUUAAGGAGUUCCUGAAAACCAAGAAUUUCAGCCUGUCCAAAGAGGAGCCCCCCAACAGUCGGGGUUACACGAAGGAGGCCCCACGGCACUCCCUGGGGCUCGAACGCCGCUCCCCCAGCCCACACACCGUGGGGUACAGCCUGGAGUACUCCCAGCCGUUCUUCGAAGACCCCACGGGGGCCGGCGACCUCCUGGAUGAGGAUGAGGACGAGGACGACACCUGGACGGGGGCUUACCUGCCGUCCUCAGUAGAGCAGACCCACACCCUCAGGGCGGCCACCAGCACAUCCCCCUGCAGCACCUACGUGUCCUUCUUCUCCAGCCCAUCGGAGCUGGCGGGGCCCGAGUUGCUGCCCCCGUGGACGCUGAGUGGCACGGGCUCCCGCGCCUCUCCAGAGCCCCCUUCCAGUAGUCCCAGCCCAGACUUUGCAGCCCAUGGAGAGUCUCUGGGGGACCGCCACCUGCGGACGCUGCAGAUAAGUUACGAAGCACUGAAAGAGGAAAACUCUAAGCUAAGAAGAAAGCUGAAUGAGGUUCAGAGCUUCUCUGAAACUCAAACAGAAAUGGUGAGGACGCUGGAGCGGAGGCUGGAGGCGAAGAUGGCCAAGGAGGAGCGAGACUACCGUGACCUGGAGUCCGUGGUCCAGCAGGUGGAGCAGAACCUGGAGCUGAUGACCAAACGGGCCGUGAAGGCAGAGAGCCAGGUGGUGAAGCUGAAGCAGGACUUGGGGCUGCUCCAGGCGCAGAUCUCCACCUUCGAGCAGGAGAACGAGGCCCUGCGGUGCGGCCAGGGCGCCAGCCUGACCGUGGUAAAGCAGAACACCGACAUGGCCCUGCAGAACCUCCGGAUUGUCAUAAGCAACGCGCACGAGUCCAUAAAGCAGCUGGUUUCUGGAGCGGAGACGCUGAACCUUGUCGCCGAGAUCCUCAAAUCCAUAGACAGAAUUUCGGAGAUUAAAGAGGAGCCAGAGGAUGAGUCCUGAGAACCCUGGAAACGCUUCCAGCGCCACGCGCUCGCUGUUCACACCUGAGCCCGCCGCUGUGCGUUGUCUUCACCGCAGUAAAGCUAUUUAUCACUCACUCA
Messenger RNA from Echinops telfairi (small Madagascar hedgehog), 1208 nucleotides. It is a transcript of the gene ENTR1, whose product is annotated as endosome associated trafficking regulator 1. Gene Ontology annotation, cellular component: ciliary basal body; early endosome; recycling endosome. The transcript has 8 exons. NCBI's taxonomy places the organism in Eukaryota, Metazoa, Chordata, Mammalia, Afrosoricida, Tenrecidae. The annotation marks the transcript as partial. The record is from RefSeq and is a predicted model, not a curated record. Gene Ontology annotation, biological process: positive regulation of protein localization to cilium; positive regulation of cilium assembly; regulation of cytokinesis.